Molecule: messenger RNA, 1911 nt
Organism: Symbiodinium sp. CCMP2456
Lineage: Eukaryota; Dinophyceae; Suessiales; Symbiodiniaceae
Source: the annotation of a GenBank genome assembly
AUGGCUCCCCGCGGGUGGCCUGCACGUAAAAGGGUGCACCAUGUGGCAGGAAAGAGAACCACAUAUCAGACCGAGAAGACCAUGGCAGUUAGAUCUGGAAUGAUGGGUGGAUUAUUUGGACCCACCGGCAGCGAUUUUGCACCGCAGGCUCAGGUGCGAUCAAAGGAUCAGUACAUUCCAACAGCUGCUGGUGAGGAUGUCCGACAUAAUCGAGCAGCAGCAGCAGCACAUCCAAGCAGGUACAGCCUGACAGACUUUGAUCUGCGAGUUCCCUCCAGCGCCAAGCUCAUGGGCCAUUUGACCCGGCUCCAGGAUGAAUUGCGAGGAUGCAUUUCUGCUCGGCCUUUGAUGCCAUGUGAUCGGUUGCUGGAUCAAGCCCUGCAAGUUGAGAUGCCGAGGGUCAGUCUGUGGAGCUCUUCCCGCAUGCCAAGUUCUGAGAGCAAUGAGGUGGACAAAGGAGGAUCCGUCAAGCAGGAUGACCGCUUAAAUUCAGAUGCAAAGCCCGGUGCCGACAUUGACUUGGAUGGUUUGGAGAGUCAUUUGGAAAGUUCUGUUGCUCGCGAAUCUUUGCGGUGCAGCCGGGCAUGGAGGAAAACGGGCGUGACAUCGCGGACCCGGUCGCCGGUGAAGCCUCUGCCAUUGGAAGAUGGAGUCUUGGACGACGCGUGCUUUGAGAAGGAUAUCGAAGCAGCAGACUUUGUGGCCUUGGACCUUGAGUUCUCCGGGCUGUUUCUGGAUGAGUGUGGGUCCAGACAUUCUUCCCUGGAAAAGUAUUUUGCCAAGUGCAUUGCCAGCAUCCCCCAGUUUUUACCACUGCAACUGGGAAUAUGUUGUGCUCGGCAGCGGCUAUCAGACAAAGUCUGGGAAUUACGGUCCCACGAAUUCAACCUAUGGCCGUGUUCACGACGAUUGUUCAUGUCUGACUUCAAAUCACUACGGUUCCUGAGAGAGAACGGCUUUGAUUUCAACACCUACCUGGAUACCGGCUUCUCAUAUUCCAGGCUCCCGGAGGCUCACCAACCGAAGAAGGCCAGAAGAUUCAAUGCCAAUCAGUUAAUACAGGCGCUGGAAGACAGCAAAGUGCCCUUGGUCGUUCACAACGGAUUUCUCGACCUGCUGCACUUGUUUCAUGGUUUUAUUGGAGACUUACCAGGUGAGUGCUGGGACUUCUUUGGAAGUUGGCUUGCGCACUUUCCGACGACUUUCGACACGCGACUGUUAGCGCAGGAGGGACAGUACAAGAUCUUGAGGGGCAGUGGGCUUACGCUGGAGGCUUUGCACGAGCAGCUGAGCAGAUCCGGCAGAGGGCCGGGUGUGCGGAUCGAAUGCCAUGGGCCACUCGAAGAGGACGGUCCAUGUCAUGGUUCCUCGGGACACGACGCCCUCCUGACUGCCAAGGUGUUCAUCUGGGAGCUGGAUUGUUGGAUCCAUCUGGAUGCUGUCGAGUAUGAGCAGAAAAAGCAGAGGAAGAAGCGCACCAGCGAGCUUGAGAAUGCCCUUCUUCCCUUAAGCUGGCAGGAGGUUCACCAGCUUGCCGAAGAGGUAGGUGUCAGCAUUUACCGCUCGAUCGUAAACGGCCGCUCUGGUGGACCGCAGGGUGCCCGACGUCCUCUAGCUGAAAUUCGCACAGCCAUCGUGGCUGUGCAGUACGCCAAAGAAGUGGACGAUCAAAGGUGUCAGGGCCAGGCUGCCUGCGAUUUGUCCUGCCGCACGAGCGAGACCAGUGCUGGUCUGACAGCAGAUCUGCUCGUCUCGCACAAGGUAUGCAAGAGGUUUCGCAAUUGCCUGGCUGUCGUGGGUGCUUCUCCUGGCCAUAUCUGUUUAGAUGCCAUCGCCGCCGCGGGAAUGGCCAAGAAAGCAGAUGUUGGCAUCGAAAAUGCUCGUGCCGUGUUGAGACAUGGGCGGGGUUGA